Brugia malayi is the source of this 858-nucleotide messenger RNA. RefSeq lists its product as uncharacterized. Bases 1 to 858 code for a protein of 285 amino acids. The transcript has 7 exons. The record is from RefSeq and is a predicted model, not a curated record. Lineage: Eukaryota; Metazoa; Nematoda; Chromadorea; Rhabditida; Onchocercidae.
AUGGAGCUAUUGGGUUUGAAUAAAAAUACAGCAUUGCUAUUAAAAAAUCGAUUUAAGCAUAUUACUUGUGUCACAGUGCAAAUUUACAAACUUGAAGGAAAUAGCUGGCAUGAAUUGACGAAAGAUUUUGUCCUCUUGCAUAUGUAUUAUGAUAGAGAAGAUAAAGUAGCAAAAUUGAUUGCUAUUGAUGGCAUUAAGCUAAUUAUAAGAGGAUUUGUAAUUUCAUCUACACUUCAAUUGGUGAGACCGACAAAAAAAUUUGUGCAUUUUAUUAGCUCAAAGCAAGGAAGAUCAGAAAUGUAUGGUUUUGGUUUCUAUCAAGUCUAUGAAGUGGAGCAGUUUUUGCGAUCAUUCAACAUUGUGUACAGGAAAUUAUAUUUGUCAUCCAGAAAUGUAACUCAAAAUGAAUUUGAAUACAGCAAAAGACAUUCAUCAAUUUCAUCGAUAAAAACAGAUUCGUCAUGUCACAUAUCUUUGUCAACAACAACUUCUAAAAAAGAUACGCAUACUAUCCCUUCAUUUUAUUCCACUAAAAAUUCACCAUGUCGAGAGCAAAUAUUUGCUGUUGAUGUAAAGUAUACUGAAAAACAAAUGCAAAAACUAUCGUUUGCUUCUACCACAAGCUCAACACUUCCUUUGAUGCCUUCCCUGUUGACACAAACUUCCGUAAACGCAAGAAAUAGUUUGUAUUCCAGUAACUCUGCUACAAUUGAUACUAACACAGAUGUUUCUCGAUCAGUUGAGCAAAAGCAAUAUCAGCUAUGGGGUACUACACCAUGGAAUACUUUAUUUGAACAAAAAGUUUGCAGUAAUCAAGAAAGUAUCACUUCUACGUGGAAUUCACUAUUAAACCAUUAA